UACUCAAUAACCGCGUUCGUGACAUUCAAAGUUAUUUUUACGCUUUUAACGUCUUUCGAAGAGCGCCUUUGAUAUAGGUUAAACUUAAACGACGAAUAUUAGACCUCCUUAUACACCCGUCGAAGAGAGAUAAAACGAGCGGCAAAACCUUCAUUUUUCCAGCGAGCUAUCGGCAAACGCAGUGAAAAAAACUUCGAGUCGUCGAUAAAUAAAUACAAUAAUAGAAACUUGUUACUACAAUGUAAACAUCAACAACGAGUGCACUCGCUCCUCCGCACACGAUUUUCAUCAAUACAAAGAGAAUCGACGUAUAAAGUGUAUCGCGAGAAAAAAAUCAGACAUUCAAAUGCGCGGCCGACUCGACUUUUCCCCCGCACAACGCGAUAACCAUUGAUUAAUUCUCGCGCGAUUUCGUAAUCUCAAUUAAUUGAUCCCGUGUAUAUUUUUCGCUGCUGAAUCAUCGGCCAGUCGCCGUGUAUAAUAGGUAGGUAUAAGCGUCUACGUCUCAUAAACAUCAAAACAAGGCUCUCUUGAGAAAAACCCAAAAUUCUCUUGCGUCUGCAACGCACGAUGUGUAUUUUCACCGCUGGAAAACGGAUAUGCGCAUACAAGUGUAGUUGCACCCGCAGACGCACGUCACUGAGUGAAAUCGAGCAUAAAAGAGCGAAGAGAGAGAAGGAGAUAACAAUGCGUCUGCUGCCAGUGACACAUAGGACGGAAUAUCGUGCGGACACACGAAACGUCGACGACGAUGAGGAAGAGUAAAAAAAUAAUCAUAAUAGAAUGAACUGCUGCGACUGUAUGUAUAUACAUAUAUAGACAGUGGGGGAGGUGAGGUCGAGUAGAGAGGAGACACAACGAAAGAGGUUCGUCGAAGUUCGUUACUCACCGCAUGAUGGCGCGGGCGUAAUUUUCACUUCACUUUUUGACCAGAAGAGUACGCUAUAGCGGUCCGCGUUGUCUGCUGCAAAAAAUUCUUGUAUCGAACUUGCGAGAGGGCGUAGGAGUGCGAAGCGGAUAACUUGCGGAACAAAAAUGGCUACCCCUGUGCAGACAGUUACUCGCCAAGUCAGACCACUUUUAUCGUUAAAUCAAUCGGAAGCUCGAAGGAGGGUUUUUAAUUUGUACCGAGCAUGGGUCCGACAAAUACCUUUCAUCUUACAGGAUUAUGAAAUUCCAAAAAGUGACAAAGACUUAAAAGAGAAAAUCAGAGGAGAGUUUAUGAAGCACGCAAAUAUCAAAGAUAUCAGAGUUAUUGAUAUGCUUGUGAUCAAGGGACAAAUGGAGUUGAAGGAAGUGGCUGAAAGAUGGAAAAACAAGGGUACUCUUAUGUUUUACUUUAAAGAUACUGUUGAACCUAAACCUACUGAUUUUCUAUCGAAAUUUAUGUCUGGUCAUGAUCCUUGAAUCAAUAAAUAUGAAAUCUAGUUUAUGUUAUUGCUAGUAUUGCCAAACUUGUUUUAUUUUAUAAAAGGUAUGUAAAAAUGUUACAAAACACGAAUAAAUGUAAAUUACAGGGAAACUUAAAA
Messenger RNA from Nasonia vitripennis (jewel wasp), 1529 nucleotides. It is a transcript of the gene ND-B14, whose product is annotated as NADH dehydrogenase (ubiquinone) 1 alpha subcomplex, 6, 14kDa. The record is from RefSeq and is a predicted model, not a curated record. Gene Ontology annotation, biological process: response to oxidative stress. The coding region runs from base 1036 to 1407 and encodes 123 amino acids. NCBI's taxonomy places the organism in Eukaryota, Metazoa, Arthropoda, Insecta, Hymenoptera, Pteromalidae. The transcript is spliced from 5 exons.